AUGGCCCUACGUCGCCGUGACCUUCUCAUUGCCUGCUUGGGCGGCUUCAUUGCGUGGGGUUUUGCCGUGCGCUGGUUCCCCGUGCUUCGUUACAUCGGAUACGUUUUUUUUGCUGGUAUCACCACCUCUGUCCUUUGCCUGGGUGCCGUCAUUCUUUUAACCGUACGAAGUGGAAAUGAGUGGGGAGCAAACCCAGUCAGUUUAGCUGGCAGUUCGAUCGCCUUCCUGUCCCCCGAUAAAUGGGAACAUGAUGUCAGGAUAUACGAGAAGAGCGUGGAUUAUCGUCCCGAACCCCUAUACCCUCAGUCAUUCCUCGUUUCCGAAGCGCUUGGUGAGCUCCUUGACCUUGCCCUGGGCGAGUUUGUUUCAUCAUGGUACCGGGAAAUAAGCGGCAGCCCAAGAUUUAUCAAUGAAGUCGAUCGUGGGAUAAGGGCUGCACUUGGAAAUUUAAGGGACAGGCUGUUCAGAGAAGACUUGGUGGAAAUCCUGGUGUCCCGGUUUGUACCAAUUUUGACGAACCAUUUUAGAGAUUUUGACACAGCUGAGAGGGCAGUUCGAGGCAGAAACCUGUCACGCACUGUAACCGAAUCGGAAGAGCUGGAGAUUGCAAUCGCGAGUAGGUAUAGAAAUGGAAAUCUACACCCUGCAAUAUCUGUAUCCUCGUUCACGGACCCAAAACAGGUUCAGCAAGAGCACCUCCGCAAGUUGGUUGUUUCACUGCUCCCGAAACUGUUGCCAGAGGGUUUACUGAGCAGCCGGGCGGUAUCUAUCUUGAUACGAGAGAUUGUCACCUGUGCUGUUCUAUAUCCAUUGUUAUUGCUGCUUUCCGACCCUGAUACUUGGAACCAACUGAUGGAAGCCUAUGCGCGCACUGCACUACAAGACCGCAAAACAGUACGGAGACUACGUGAAGCUCUCGACCAACAUGCUUCACCUGCUCCGAAGUCUAAACACAGCCAAGCGUUCCCCAGGCUAAGGGCGGGCGAUAGCGAAAGAGACUUCGAGCGGUUUGUCCGAGUUAUUCGCCGAUGUAACAUCCUGUCAGAUGCGAGGAGAUUCAGAAGCCAAAUUGCCAGCCAACUCAAACGGGAGAGCAUGGUUGAAGGCCAAGACCAGGUCUAUCUCCGUCGCCUGGAAACGGGGAAACGGGUUUUGGAUCAGAAGGUUGCGAAGCUUUCAGUGCCCACCGGCCAGCCAAAUAAUGCGCCUGUAAAUCCUGUUGAUCUUCGCUAUAGCUACAUUUCAAAGCCUCAUGAAGUAUCAUUGGUGGAUGUUAUGCACAAUGCAGCUGGCCUUUCAUACUUUAUGGAGUAUAUGGAUCGCCUGAAUCUCAUGUCCCUUGUCCAGUUUUGGGUCGUCGUUGAUGGGUUCCGAAACCCUCUUGAAGAUGACUUUGGUGAUGACACCCCUUCCAACGCUGUAACAUGGACAACCGCCGAUAGGAACGAUGUCGUGCUGAUCAGCGAGCAGCAUUUGUCGAAGCCUGAAUUGCGGGUUCCUGCUGAAUCUAGACAGGCGGUGAAAGAGUUCAUCAGCGCUGGAAAGCGAGCUUCCCCGGAACAAUAUCGCAAAGCACGAACAGUCAUCCUCACUACCCAGACAUCUGUUUUACUUGAGAUGCAGAAUAAAUAUUAUCCUGGCUUUAAGAAGUCGGAUCUAUACUAUAAAUACUUAGCUUCUGAUGAAGCUGCUUCCGCCUCCGCUUCCACUUCCCAGCCUGGGCGACCGUCUGUGAGCCGGUCAACAUACUCUGAAGGCUCUGAAAGACGUCCUCUUCCCCCCCUUACGGGUCGCGUAUCUUCCCCCCAAACAAACGCAAAACCAAACGAGCUUUUACGAACGGCUGUUUCUACAACCGAUUUAUGGAACCAGCCUAAACACCUAGGUGACUUGCACUUUCUUCGGCGAUCACUAGACUCGGAUCGAGCUCGGCUAUUUGAUGACGAUGAUCUGGAAACCGAUCACCUAGCAGCGUCUAUACAGAGUACCGGAAAGGAUUCUCAAAAUGGGGAUGGAGGGGACGGCCACUCCCGUCAUGUAAUAGAGAGUAUGGAGGCCGCUUUGAAUGAUAUCAUUACCAAUCAACCAAAUGAUUCGAAACUAGAAGAAACGAAAAGCUCGAUUUUACAUUCAAGUAGGGAACAAGAUUCAUCAAGGAGUUCAUUAGAGUUUCCACAACAUGACAAUGGUCCAGUAGGGGAGAAGGUGAAACCAAGUAUCGCGUCGCUGGGCCUUGUUAAUACCUCAUCUAGGAUUGGUGUAUUUACCGACAACGAUCUCUUCUCGGACGAGGAGAAGUUUAUCGAGGAUGAAUACGCGGACCCAGAAACACCUGAGGAUGAAAAAGAUCCGGCGGAGGAGAUACAUGAAGCGGCGCCUGGCGAUCUUGGUCUGGCAGAAGCUAUAUCUGCGUUGACAUCCGAUAUAGAAAAACUCAUUGCCCAAGAGGCCGUCGUUGACACGCUCACCAGAAAAGCGGAAUUGACUAAUAAUACCGCGGAGCUGCGUAUAUUAGGGAAAUCCAAGUCGAGUCUUCAUCGUGAAAUUCGCCGGAAGGAGAUGCAAAGACAGCAAUAUAUCAUUCAAGAAAGUGAUAAUAGCCUCUACGGGCGUUCCACUGUCCAAAUCAAAUCCAUCAUGGUUGGGAAAGAGGAGGAUGGGCGGGAAUAUGCAUUAUAUCUUAUCGAAGUACAGAGGAAUUCUGGAGACCAGAUGCCUGCUGCCUCUUGGGCAAUUCCUCGCCGUUACAGCGAAUUCCACGAACUCCACCAACGUCUACGAAUGCGAUAUCCGUCCGUCCGCAACCUAGAAUUCCCUCGUCGACGUAUGGUAAUGAAACUCCAAAGGGAUUUCCUUCACAAACGCCGUCUUGCGCUCGAAGCCUAUCUCCGGCAGCUCCUCCUCCUCCCUGACGUAUGUCGAAGCCGCGAUUUACGUGCUUUCCUAUCCCAACGCGCCAUAAUCUCCUCUGAAGAAUCAAACGACCAUGAUCUCGAACAUCAACGGCUCGAAGAAAACAAAGACCUCGUUACCCGCAUCUACAACUCCGUUGCCGACGGCAUGGACGAUUUCCUUGGAAACAUCACCGUCCUUGACCAACUCUCCACAGCAGGCCAAAACCUCAUCUCCGCCGCCACAAACCAGCUCGCGACUACCAACAACCCCCCGCCUGACCACCGGCUCAUUAGCCCGGAAGACUCCCUCACUACCGCCGAAGCCGAAGCCGAACUCAACACCUUUGAAUACCGCGAACUAGAGCCCUUCGUAAAGCCCAUCUGCGACAUAUUUCUCGAGAUCUUCGAGCUGAACAAGGGUAACAACUGGCUGCGCGGGCGCGCCGUCGUCAUCGUCCUCCACCAGCUCCUCGGCGGCACGGUGGAGCGCAAAGUGCGCGAGUUCGCCCGCUCGCUCGUGGAGGACUCGUCGUUGCUGCGUUAUAUCCACCUGGCGAAGGACACGUUGUGGCCCGUUACUGCUGAUGGCGAGGGUCGUCGGUUUCGCGACCUGAAACCGCGGAGUUUGGCGGAGAAGAUGAAGAGCAGGACGGAGGCGAGCGUUAUGCUUGCGACGCUUGUGCCGGAUCUUGCGGCCAAUGUGGUUGGGAGGGCGAAUGCGCAAGCGGCGGCGAGGAGGGUGUUUGCGACGACGAAUAAUCAGAGGCUCAAUGCGCACUUGGUUUUUACGGUUUUGGAUGAGAUUGUGGCUGUGUUGCUUGGGAAUGCCAGUGCGGAUGGGAACGGGAAUGGGAGUGGGAGUGGGAGUGGGAGUGGGAGUGGUGGAGUUAGGUGAGAAAUAGCGAAGGAUGAGAGAGGAGUGGGUUGUAUAUGUUUGGUAUUUCGUUUUCUCAUUCAUUCAUUUUCUUCCGAUUUCUUUAUGGUUGGCUGUGGGGGAUAAAAGGCAAUGUCAUGAAUAAUGAUAACGUCUGAAUGUGUGUGUACAUAUAACAUAACUAACUACCUAGCACUGGACUGGA
This is a messenger RNA of Histoplasma capsulatum G186AR, 3973 nucleotides long. RefSeq lists its product as uncharacterized. The record is from RefSeq and is a predicted model, not a curated record. Lineage: Eukaryota; Fungi; Ascomycota; Eurotiomycetes; Onygenales; Ajellomycetaceae. Gene Ontology annotation, molecular function: phosphatidylinositol binding. The transcript is spliced from 2 exons. Gene Ontology annotation, cellular component: intracellular membrane-bounded organelle. Bases 1 to 3789 code for a protein of 1262 amino acids.